CGAAUGUCUAGUACUGCGCUGUUCUGCUGACUUUACGAUCCGCAAACCGAAAAUGAUUUUUGCUCCUGCUCGAGUUCCCAGAAUGUUCUGGAACCUUGUUGUGGUGCAAUAUGAGAAAUAUCAUCUUCACCAUAUUCUCCUCUUCAGUCUUCUCCUCCUGUACAGUCUUGCUGGAGCUCUGGUCUUUUGUGGUCUUGAAAGUGAAAGCGAAGACAUACAAAAUGAGGAGGAGCUCACGCGAUUAAUUCGACAGAGCGUUGCUGCCAAAAAGGAGUUAGUCGAAAGAAUUCAGACGAUAUACUUUGGGAACUCGAACGUAAUUUUCAACGAAACUGAGCUACGGAAAGCAAUUGAUAGGUAUGAUGUGAGCAUGGAAAUGAAACCGAUACUGCAAAGAGAGAAGCGGUGGACAUUAUGGGGUGGACUCUACUAUGCUGGGACCAUCUACACAACCAUUGGCUAUGGUGACUUGGCAGCUCAGACCUUUUGGGGACGGCUGUUUACAAUGGUCUACGCAAUUAUGGGAAUUCCAAUGGUGAUCACUAUUCUCAACGAUUGGGGUACGAUAAUGUUUCGUGCGGUAGAUGUGGUGUGGAGGAAUUAUGUUUCGAUAAUUUCCCAUCCGUUCACACUUUGCUGGAGAUCAAAACAUCAUGAUUCACAAGAGAACAUCGUCAAAGCCAGCGCUUACACAUCCGAUUCCGGAGAUCCCGAUGCCGAGGAACCAAUACCUUUAUUUCUUGUAGUCAUUGUGUUGGCAUUUUGGAUGAUGCUGUGUUGCAUGGUCUUUUCCUACUUCGAACAAUGGCCUUUCUUUCAAACGCUGUACUUCUUCUUCAUUUCGCUUACCACUAUCGGUUUCGGUGAUGUUACUGCUAAACACGACGUGGCUGUGGCCAGCUUUCUACUCAUCCUCAUUGGUCUGUCAGUGGUUUCAAUGUCAAUCAACGUGAUACAAAUGCAACUUGAGAUCUUGUUUGCGAAAAUGGUCAAGUCCAUAGAUAACGAUUUCAAAAUGAAAAUAAGCUCCGGAGAUGAAAGCAGAAAGUCGCUGAAUAAUAUUGGUGAUGUGGAGCGCGGGACAACGAAGCCGUUUCCGAAAAAAGAUGAUGACGCUGUAAAGCAAUAUGGCGAAAAAUUGAGUGGGUCAGAACGGUUACUGAUGCGAUUCAUGAGCCAUCAUCAGAAAAAGAUGCUGAACGAGAAGAUCGAAGAAAGGGCUAAAAUGAGGAAUAAAUGGACUCAAACAACACCACAAUAUAAAGUGGCUUCCGUGCAAACGACAAGGUACGAUGAACCACAGGCCGCUGCUUCAGAAGAAGAACACGAAUCAUCACUACCAAAAUCUCAGAUAGCCACGAGAAGGCUGUAUAUAUACAAUACUGGAGAGUAG
Molecule: messenger RNA, 1393 nt
Organism: Cylicocyclus nassatus
Lineage: Eukaryota; Metazoa; Nematoda; Chromadorea; Rhabditida; Strongylidae
Source: the annotation of a GenBank genome assembly